GCAAAUUGAGUCAAAUUCUGAAAAUCUUUCUGGUUACGAACAUCCUCGAGAAGCAAGUCCUGCUGCGAGCACUUUUCCUGUCCGAUUCAAUUUCUCUCUUCGAUCCCAAGUUCUCCAACCGAAUCCUGAUUUCUUUUCUUCUGGCGCAAAUCUCCCACCUGCUGAUUCAUUUAUUGGAAUUAAUGGGAUAUUUGUCAGAUCGGACGGUCAACUUCUCCCCAACCUCGUUCUUCAAGCACAAAAUUCUUUAAAUCUGGGCUUCGAUUCUUCAAUUAUAGGGUGCCUACCAGUUCAGAGCUCUAGUUAUUUGUUAGUGUACCUCAAGAAAAGGAAGGAAAAAUGAGUGUCGCAAAGUCUCAGGUAUGGCAGCCGUGUAAGAAGAAAAGAUUUUGAUAGUUCGUGUGAGAAACUCUAGACUGUAGAGAGAGUUAGAGAGAGAGACAGGGGGGACAAGAAGGAGCUAUUGGAAAUCUGAAUUUUAAGGAGAAUUCGAGAAGAUGACAUCGCGUUCGGGGUUUAACAGCAGCAAGAUCCGAGUGGGCAAGUACGAGUUGGGUCGGACUUUGGGAGAAGGCAAUUUCGCAAAGGUCAAGUUUGCGCGCAACACCGAGACUGGUGAAAAUGUGGCCAUCAAAAUUCUAGACAAAGAAAAGCUUCUCAAGCACAAAAUGAUUGGUCAGAUAAAACGAGAAAUUUCAACAAUGAAACUGAUCAGACAUCCAAAUGUCAUACGUUUGUACGAGGUCAUGGCUAGCAAAACAAAGAUAUACAUUGUAUUGGAAUUUGUGACUGGAGGGGAAUUAUUUGAUAAAAUUUCAAGCAAGGGGAGGUUGAAAGAAGAUGAAGCCAGAAAAUAUUUUCAGCAGCUUAUUUGUGCUGUGGAUUACUGUCACAGUAGAGGUGUUUUCCAUAGAGACCUAAAGCCUGAGAAUUUGUUGUUGGAUGCUAAUGGAGUACUUAAAGUAUCAGAUUUUGGUUUAAGUGCACUUCCUCAGCAAGUCCGAGAAGAUGGUUUGCUGCACACAACAUGUGGUACGCCAAAUUAUGUUGCCCCAGAGGUUAUCCACAACAAAGGUUAUGAUGGUGCGAAGGCUGAUCUUUGGUCAUGUGGUGUUAUUCUUUUUGUUCUAUUGGCUGGCUUUUUGCCUUUUGAAGAAAGCAACCUUGUGGCUUUGUAUAAAAAGAUAUUCAAGGCUGACUUUACAUGUCCACAAUGGUUCUCUACAAGUGCAAAGAAAUUAAUUAAGAGAAUUCUUGAUCCCAAUCCUGCAACACGUAUUACAAUGGCUGAACUCAUUGAGAAUGAAUGGUUUAAGAAGGGAUAUACUCCUCCUAGAUUUGAGCAGGCCAAUGUCAGUCUUGAUGAUGUAGAUGCUAUUUUUGGUGAUUCAUCGGAUUCUGAAAAUCUUGUUGUAGAGAGGCGGGAAGAGGCACCAGCAGCACCUCUAACUAUGAAUGCAUUUGAGCUUAUCUCUACGUCCCAAGGUCUCAACCUUAGCAGUCUUUUUGAGAAGCAAAUGGGACUUAUUAAACGGCAAACAAGAUUCACAUCCAAAUGUUCAGCAAACGAGAUAAUUUCAAAAAUUGAGCAAGCUUCAAUGCCCCUGGGUUUUGAUGUUAAGAAGAACAACUAUAAGUUGAAGAUUCAAGGGGAAAAGACUGGACGCAAAGGCCAUCUAUCUGUGGUGACUGAGGUCUUUGAGGUAGCCCCAUCACUUUGUAUGGUUGAGGUUCGCAAAUCUGGAGGAGAUACUUUGGAAUUUCACAAGUUUUACAAGAAUCUAUCGACUGGACUGAAAGACAUUGUCUGGAAAGCGGAUCCCAUUGAUGAAGAGCCUGAUGGGGCUAGAGCAUCCGCAUAAUGGAAACUCGAAUCUUUGUGUUUGGACAUAUGCUAUGCCUAGUUGUUGGAGAGGAGUGAUGCUUGAAAGAGACCGUUAACGAUGCUUUGUGAUCGAGCCUGUAAAAAAAAUUGCUUUUAAUUGUGCGUUGUGUGUGAGAAUUGAUCGGAUAAACUGAGUUAUGUGUUUCUUGUUUAUGUAAAUUAUGUGGAUUUAAUAAGAGGGUUGUAAUCAAUCAAACAUGUCAUGAAAGCCUGGAAAGGUUAUUGGAUUGUUGGUUAAAA
Prosopis cineraria is the source of this 2125-nucleotide messenger RNA. Its product is annotated as CBL-interacting serine/threonine-protein kinase 23-like. The transcript has 15 exons. Bases 498 to 1862 code for a protein of 454 amino acids. Lineage: Eukaryota; Viridiplantae; Streptophyta; Magnoliopsida; Fabales; Fabaceae. Gene Ontology annotation, molecular function: ATP binding; protein kinase activity. Gene Ontology annotation, biological process: signal transduction; protein phosphorylation. The record is from RefSeq and is a predicted model, not a curated record.